This is a messenger RNA of Eucalyptus grandis, 1548 nucleotides long. RefSeq names its product 3-ketoacyl-CoA synthase 10. The transcript is spliced from 4 exons. The record is from RefSeq and is a predicted model, not a curated record. Gene Ontology annotation, cellular component: membrane. The coding region runs from base 43 to 1548 and encodes 501 amino acids. Gene Ontology annotation, biological process: fatty acid biosynthetic process. Lineage: Eukaryota; Viridiplantae; Streptophyta; Magnoliopsida; Myrtales; Myrtaceae. Gene Ontology annotation, molecular function: acyltransferase activity, transferring groups other than amino-acyl groups.
UUCUCGCUGCUCUAGCCGCUCUCUAGGGAUCGAGCAGCCGAUAUGGCGAGGGUCGACCGGGAGCUAUUCUCCACUGAAAUCGUGAACCGGGGCAUCGAGGACUCCGGUCCUUACGCCGGUUCUGUCAACAUCUCCGUGAGGGUGAGGAGAGCGCUGCCAGAUUUCCUCAGCUCCGUGGACUUGAAGUAUGUGAAACUCGGAUAUCAUUACCUUAUCAGCAGCGGCUUCUAUUAUGUAGCAGCUCCUGUUUUGUGCGGCAUUCUGGGUGUGGAGAUUGGGAAGGUGAUUGCAUGGAAGUAUUCGAGUCCCGAAAUCUUAUAUGUCUAUCUCGGACUCGUACCCCGUUCGACCUACCUGGUUGAUUUCGCUUGUUUUCGUCCCCCGGAUGAGUUCAAGAUAUCGAAAGAAGAAUUCAUAGAGCUCGCCAGAAAAUCGGGUAAGUACAGCGACGGAGCAAUCGUUUUUCAGGAGGGGGUUCUGAAGAGAUCAGGCAUUGGAGACGAGACAUACUUGCCGAGAGCGGUCUUUCGUCCUGAGCCUACAAUAACACUGAAGGACGGGCGAGAAGAGGCUUCCAUGGUGAUUCAUGGCGUUGUGGAUGAGCUACUCAGUGCUACUAAAGUGCAGCCACAGGACAUCGGCAUCCUUGUAGUGAAUUGCGGGUUCCUAAGUCCAACUCCGUCGCUCUCCGCCAUGCUCAUCAACCAUUACAGGCUCAGGCAGGACAUCCACAGCUUUAACCUGGGCGGGAUGGGUUGUGCUGCAGGAGUCAUAGCAGUGGAUCUGGCUAGGGACCUUCUGGCUGCCCAUCCUGGCCAGUACGCGCUCGUGGUCAGCACCGAAGCGGUGAGCUACACCUGGUACGACGGCAAUGACUUCGACAUGCUCCUUCCGAAUUGCUUCUUUCGGAUGGGUGCUGCUGCCGUGUUGCUUUCUAGCUGCCACCUCGAUAGAUGGCGCUCCAAGUAUGAACUCAAGCAGCUUGUUCGUACUCAUAAAGGCGCAGAAGAAAGGAGCUUCAGAUGCAUACAUAUGAAGGAAGACACCCGAGGUGCCCGAGGACUUUCCGUGAGCAAGGACGUGAUUGGAAUAGGAGGGAAUGCGCUCAAGGACAACAUCACGACACUCGGCCCCCUCGUGCUCCCCGUUUCCGAACAGCUUCACUUCUUCAACAACUUCCUCUUCAAGAAGGAGACCUCCAAGCCUUACCUUCCCAACUAUAAGCUCGCUUUCGAGCAUGUCUGCAUCCUGGCGACCAGCAGAAAGGUCCUUGACGAGAUACAGAAGAACCUUGACCUCACUGACGAAUACAUGGAAGCAUCACGGAGGACGUUGGAGCGAUUCGGCAACACGUCGAGCAGCAGCAUCUGGUAUGAACUCGCUUACCUGGAAGCGAACUCUAGGAUAAGGAAAGGCGACCGGGUUUGGCAGUUAGCAUUCGGCUCCGGAUUCAAAUGCAAUAGCGUUGUCUGGAAGGCUCUCAAGAGCACGAGGCAGCACUCCCAUAACCCUUGGAUCGACCCUCUUCGUGUAGAGGCUCGAAUCUAA